AUGGCGUCAGCAUCCGUCGCUCCUAAAGCCCGCAACCAAAUGGGGCGAGGGAAGAAGGCCUCCGCAGCAGGCAAGGCCACAAAGAUCAAAUUCGCUAUUGAUUGCCAGAAGCCUGUUGAUGACAACAUCCUCGAGGCAAAGGGCUUGGAGAGGUUCUUACAGAGCCGCAUCAAGGUGGGAGGGAAGUUAAACAACUUGGGCGAAAAAGUAGAAGUGUCUCGGGAAAAAGCAAAGGUGUAUGUUACCGCCGAGCUGCCAUUCUCAAAGCGUUACCUCAAGUACCUGGUGAAGAAGUACCUGAAAAAACAGAUGUUGCGCGACUUCCUGCGCGUCGUUGCGAACAACAAAACGUCCUACGAACUGAGGUAUUUCCAAAUGCCUCAAGAGGACGAGGAGACGGCAUAG
This is a messenger RNA of Eimeria maxima, 405 nucleotides long. RefSeq names its product 60S ribosomal protein L22, putative. NCBI's taxonomy places the organism in Eukaryota, Apicomplexa, Conoidasida, Eucoccidiorida, Eimeriidae. Gene Ontology annotation, cellular component: ribosome. The transcript has 3 exons. The record is from RefSeq and is a predicted model, not a curated record. Gene Ontology annotation, molecular function: structural constituent of ribosome; RNA binding. Gene Ontology annotation, biological process: cytoplasmic translation. Bases 1 to 405 code for a protein of 134 amino acids.